Athalia rosae (coleseed sawfly) is the source of this 7302-nucleotide messenger RNA. It is a transcript of the gene Trpgamma, whose product is annotated as transient receptor potential-gamma protein. The transcript has 20 exons. The record is from RefSeq and is a predicted model, not a curated record. Gene Ontology annotation, cellular component: cation channel complex; membrane. NCBI's taxonomy places the organism in Eukaryota, Metazoa, Arthropoda, Insecta, Hymenoptera, Athaliidae. Gene Ontology annotation, molecular function: inositol 1,4,5 trisphosphate binding; protein binding; store-operated calcium channel activity. The coding region runs from base 630 to 4406 and encodes 1258 amino acids. Gene Ontology annotation, biological process: manganese ion transport; regulation of cytosolic calcium ion concentration; calcium ion transmembrane transport.
CGUUCAUUCAGUCACCGCCCAGGCCGCGCCGCGAGCAAUACCCCGUUGACCCCACGCACGAAUACGCACGGAAUCAACGGAAACUACCCCCGGCGAUUUCUCCGUAUCAAAAUUUCCCGCACCUUAUAAAACGAAAACCGAGUUCUAGAUAAUCAAUAAUUACCCAACGAGUGAGGAGAUAAUGCACGUACACAGCUCUGCAUGCUUGUAAAUAAUCCGAAAGAAAAAAGGAAGGCAAGGGACUGGCAGAGUUUUCAAGAAUUCGUUGUAGUUGAUUAAAACCGAGGGAGAAAUAAAAUAAAAAAAUUUGUUCAAAGUACAACAUACUAUAUAAGUGUGAAAAUUGUCUCGUGCGAGAUACGAGGGAUCUCCCGGCAGUCGUAACGUAAAGCGAAGCCCGAUCAGGGUGGUAUUUGAACAGACGAUUGUUCGUCGGAUCAGUUUUUGGUGAGAUAAAGGCAGGGUGGAGGGCAGACCUCCGCAUCCUGACGACAAGAACAGUCGCUUCCUCUGGAGGCGCUGCGAAGACAGUCAAGAUCCAUCGCGGCGAGGAGAUGUCGAAAAGUCAAGGAGGAUAAAUCUGAUAACGUCUGGAUAGGACGCAAUAAUUUUUUCAGCAGAGGACGAUCAUGACAGGAACAUUCCGGAGAUCGGUGAGUACAGAGAGUGCGGGGGAAGAUGAGGAUAGCAUCACCGGGGGCAUUGGCCCAGCUGGCGGAAAUCGUGGCGGGGGUGGAAGAGGAAGUGACGGAGUAUCGUUUCCGCUGAGAAUGGCGGCGGCGAUGAGGGCGCGCUCUGGUACCGGAGGGUUCCUCCGGGGACCCCCUUCUAACGUCAAUUUUGAUCCAGAGGCACCACCCCCGCCGCCCCUGCUCCUGCAAUCCACGAUGCAGACUACAAGCCUCUUGGAAAAACCGGAAAUCGACAAAAAAGUCAAGAGGCACAGCAUACACGGAAUGAUGGAAGAGGAAAACGUCGUACGACCUCAUCAAGAGAUGGCGAGCCUUUCCCUUGACGAAAAAAAGUACCUCUUGGCCGUUGAACGCGGUGAUAUUGCCUCGGUGAGAAGAAUGCUCCAGAGGGCCCAGGAAACCGAUUACACGAACAUAAAUUGCGUCGAUCCUUUGGGAAGAUCCGCACUCUUGAUGGCGAUAGACAACGAGAAUCUCGAAAUGGUCGAAUUGUUGAUAGAGCACAGAGUGGAUACUAAAGACGCUCUGCUUCACGCCAUCUCAGAAGAGUUUGUCGAGGCCGUCGAGGUCCUUCUUGAACACGAGGAGAGUUUCCACAGGAGUGGAGAUCCCCACGUAAGCAGCUCAGUGUCGUCAGCUUGCCGCCUGCCAAGUUGGGAGGCUCUUCCUCCUGACACGGCAACCUUCACCCCAGACAUCAGUCCUUUGAUCCUGUCUGCACACAGGGACAAUUACGAAAUCAUUAAGAUUCUGCUAGACAGAGGAGCAACAUUACCUAUGCCGCACGAUGUUCGCUGCGGCUGCGAUGAAUGCGUGACUUCGCGAAUGGAGGAUUCUUUGAGGCACUCGAGGAGCAGAAUAAAUGCAUAUCGAGCUCUGGCGUCGCCAUCUUUGAUAGCACUUUCUUCCAAGGAUCCAAUUCUCACUGCCUUUGAACUCUCCUGGGAACUUCGCCGCCUAUCUUUCCUGGAACAUGAAUUUAAGGUCGAGUAUCAGGAACUAAGGCGGCAGUGCCAGGACUUUGCAACAGCUUUGCUGGACCACACGCGAAGUUCUUACGAGCUGGAAGUACUCUUAAACCACGACCCUACGGGACCUGCUUUUGAACACGGGGAGAGGAUGCAUCUGAAUCGAUUGAAACUGGCGAUAAAGCUUAGGCAAAAAAAGUUCGUUGCACAUCCGAACGUGCAGCAGCUCCUCGCAUCAAUUUGGUACGAGGGACUCCCCGGUUUCCGGCGGAAAAACAUGGUCCUGCAAGCACUGGAGACUGUGAGAAUCGGAAUUCUCUUCCCUUUUCUCAGUGUAGCUUAUAUCAUAGCCCCGCAUAGCGUGGUUGGCCAAACGAUGAGGAAACCCUUCAUAAAAUUUAUUUGUCACUCUGCAUCGUACUUCACUUUUUUAUUCAUGUUAAUUCUCGUCAGUCAAAGAAUAGAGAGCACAAUUGGUAAUUUAAUGGGACAUGACACUCCGGAAGACGAACCCACGAAGAGAGGGGCGGGUCCCACCGUCGUUGAAUGGUUCAUAAUAGCAUGGGUGUCUGGACUGAUUUGGUCGGAGGUGAAACAGUUGUGGGACGUUGGCCUCGAAGAAUACGUCCACGACAUGUGGAAUGUGAUAGACUUCGUGACGAACUCUCUUUACGUUGCUACAAUGGCGUUGAGAAUUGUAGCCUACUAUAGAGUGCAGGCUGAAAACGCGGGCCGUGAAGGAGGGAUGGAAAUUCACUUGCAAAGAGAACAGUGGGACACUUGGGACCCAAUGUUGAUCUCUGAGGGACUUUUUUCAGCCGCUAAUAUUUUUAGCUCUUUGAAGCUUGUUUACAUCUUCUCGGUGAAUCCGCAUCUGGGGCCGCUCCAGGUCUCGCUAUCCAGAAUGGUCAUGGAUAUCAUGAAGUUUUUUUUCCUUUACGUUCUAGUACUUUUUGCGUUCUCAUGCGGUCUCAAUCAGCUAUUAUGGUAUUACGCUGAUAUGGAGAAAAAGCGUUGUCCUACCGCCAGCAACGAUCCAUUCAAUGCCAAUGUAACUACAGAUUCCAACGCUUGCAUUGUGUGGAGAAGAUUUGCCAAUUUGUUCGAGACGACGCAGACCUUAUUCUGGGCAGUAUUUGGAUUAGUAGAAUUAGAAAGUUUCGAAUUGGAUGGAAUUAAGGUCUUCACGAGAUUUUGGGGUAUGCUAAUGUUCGGCACAUACUCCGUAAUCAACAUCGUCGUACUCCUGAAUCUCUUAGUCGCCAUGAUGAAUCAUUCCUAUCAGUUAAUUUCCGAUCGUGCUGAUACCGAGUGGAAAUUUGCUCGCAGCAAACUCUGGAUAAGUUAUUUCGAAGAAGGUGGUACAGUUCCUCCGCCAUUCAACAUAAUUCCAACACCGAAGAGUGUCUGGUACGUCGGUCAGUGGGUCUACCGUAAAUUAUGCGGACACAGACGCGCGGCAAAGAAGGAGCACAUGAGAACAAUCAGGCGAAAGGUGAAGCAGGCGUCAGAAAGAGAUUUCCGUUAUCAGAGUAUCAUGCGUAAUCUCGUGAGACGCUACGUUACCGUGGAACAACGAAAAGCGGAGGGCGAAGGAGUCACCGAGGACGAUGUGAACGAGAUUAAGCAAGAUAUAAGUGCCUUCCGAUGCGAGCUUAUAGAGAUCUUGAAAAAUUCCGGCAUGAAUACGUCAACUGCUUCGGGUGUCGGGGCCGGUGGUAGCAUUAACGCGCUGUCCUUAGGUGCGGGUGGAAAAAAGAACCGUCAGAAGGAACGUAGGCUGAUGAAGGGUUUCAAUAUCGCUCCUCAGCCGGGAGGAAGUGGCACUUUGCCACCCGUGGCAGAGUUCAUAGCUUCCUUGCAGCAGGCCCAUCACGAACAUCCUCAUCACGACCUUUUCGGGAGCACCCUGAGCGGAAUAUUUGGCCCGGGAACAACGCCGAAGAAACACCCUCAUCACACAAGUACCAACAGCGUUCCAGGUCUGACUUCGGGACCACGGCCAGCGAGAGGUCCGAGGGGAAGUUCGAGAAAAAGAAGAUGGGGAACGCUUAUAGAGGCUGCAAAAGUAGGACGAGUUUCCAGACUGAUCGGUCGGUCGCGAUCAGAGGAUUCCGUUUAUUCUCCUGGAUCGGAAGACGGUGGUUCUCGUUCCGAGGGAUCUUCCGAUUCGAAAUCAUCUCUGGACGCGGCAACGCCAGAUUCACACGCUCACCACCAAGUUCAUCACGCUCAUCAGCACGAGGUGCACCACAUGUUCGCUCACGGUUUUGGCCCAGCAUUAGCCGCUUUGAGAAAGAAGCGUAAAAAGUUUUCGGCAUCGCGAGCGUCGACACCGGUGAUGACGAGCAACCCGGCUCCGGUGGAAAGCGUCAUGCAUCCGAUAGCCGCUGCCCUUGCUUCGAGGGUAACAAGGAAACAGCUGCAAAGAGCGAGCAGCGUUCCAACGCGUGGACCGGACAUCGUAAUACCGCCGAUAACACCGCGGCGUCACGAGGUCACUCAAAGUCAGCAGCCCAGUUUGGACGUCGUUGAGAUGAUCACCGGAAACGAAAUUCAGGGAACCGUUGUCGGGACAGGUCAAUUUACACCGUCCGUGACGGAAGAAAGUGCGAUGACAACCGCGACCGGAAGUUUAGGGGCUCAAUUUUCGGCAACGAAGAGAAACGGCUCCGCCACGCAACUUCAACGAUUGCCAGGGAUCGAACCGAUCUCUGGACACGAUGUGUCAGCCGGGUGGCUCUGAAAUUCCGGAUCGGAUCGGCGGGGACUUUCUUCCAUUGAGGAGGUCCACGACGGUCCAUUGGCCAUGAAGCUACAACGAGAAACGAUGAGCUGAAGAGCCACGGCGACGGUAUACCUGCCUAUAUGUAUUCGGUAAUCACGCCACGCACAAUGAUGCCUUAACGUCGCGCGUCGAUAUCGCGUUGACCAGAGCAUUGCUGGCCCACGUUCUCUCACACCUAUGUUGGACUAAUAUUCGUCUGAAGUUUUUACUCGGCUACUUCCGUAAUUACGGGACUCGUGGAUGAGAAGUUAUUGAAAUUAUUGAGAGGCUACGAUUGAUCAGAAUUCCGAUAUACGGUUAGGUGCGUACGGUCAUGUAUGGAAUUCACCGCAAAGCGUAAUCUAGAUUCUUCGUUGAAUUUUGAGAGUUGCUGAUCCUGUCGUUUGCCCGGGUAUGAGUUUUCGCCAAAGAUUUCGCGAACCUUGUUCAAUACCGGUGACAUCCUAUAUCAGCUGAAAUCUUCGAUCGUUGAGAAAAUUCACGGGUGAACCUUCAAUCAGUUUCUUUUGUCGAAAAAAAAAACAAAUACCGGACUAAUAUGCAAUCAAUUUCUGCUAUUUACACUAAGAAUUCAAUAUUCUUAUAGAUUACGAAUGUGAUCGGUUACAGAACGAAUAACUUUCGUGUAGUUAUCUGUAAAGAAAUGGAAUACUUGAUGUAAAAAAGUGAAAAUUUAUAACUUAAUUGACUUGUAUUACUGCCAAAAAAAUUUCUCGUGGGCCAGCAUGAUUUAGCCUAGUCAGACACCCAUGCAGUUGAAUAUGAACAAUUAUUAUUACAAGUAUUAUAUCAUUAAUAUAUAUUAUUAUUACUAUUGAAAUUAUGAUUAUCAUCGUCAUUAGUGUUACUAAAACAAACUAUUCUGAAAUCACAGUGACUUUUGAAAUUAUGAUACAAGAAAAAAAAAUACAUAACAUCGUUUUCGCGAACGGAAAAAUCUGUGAUUGGUAAACUUAAUUUGCACGAGCAGCUGAUUGAUAAGGAACAAUUUUUUGAAAUAUUCGUUUUAAUCUACAUUCAUUAUUAUUUCUCGUAUUCCCACUCUCUCAAAUUGCAACUAUGUAUUUUAUAUUACCCCCCCUCCCUCCCUCCGAUGGCCCGUCGUUCGUAAGUCAGAUUUUCCUUUUUUUUCCAACAGAGAUAGAGAAGUAGAGCCAAAUAGUAAGAAAGAGAGAGAAAAAGAUGAAGAAAAGACGACAAUUUUUACAACGUGUACUAUUCUCAUAUCGCAAUACAUUGUUAGAAUGAUCUCCAUUGCACCUGACGCAUUCUGAGAUUUUUGUUCGGGAGAAGCGAAUGCAAAAACUUUAUACAAAUUACAUUUCAUUUGUCUUUGAUGUUUCGAUAGUAUAGAUUAAGAUCAAUGAUCGCCAAUUGAUGUAAAUUAUAUGAGGGUGGUACACGUUGAUAGGAAAAAAUAAACCUUGCGACCAAAACUUGUAACAUAGUAAAAAUUCAUACGUAGUAUAGAAAAAUACGAGUUUUCAUUAUAACUUUGGUCUUCGUUCUUAUUAUACGUGUACUUACCUACCCUAGUCACGCGUUAGGCGUCACAAGGCCGCGGUUGGGAUUCAAUCGGAUAACGGAUUCCUAAAAAAAUGUAACUAGUCAUCAAAACCAUAACAAUCUAGUCUAAAGCAUAACGCGUAUAGUCAUAAGUUUGAUUUUUUUUUUUUAUGAUACGCAACGGAGUUUGGGUGAUUCAAAAAUCGCGAAGUUUUUCCCAUAAUCCUAAUCGUGCGCUCAAGUAUACAUACCUGUACCUAUACCUAAACCUAUACCUAUUCUCAUAGCACUAUCACGUAUACAUAGUUAGAUAUUUAUAUGAAGAACUAAUAACUUUAAGUAUUUACCAGAAAUGAUAAGUCCCCUCUUUAUCUGGUACGCGAGUCGAACUGACAAAGAAGAAAUGACCUGCAUGGUCUAUUAUAUUCACACGUCUCAUUUACUCAAAACAUAGAUCUGUCAUCUAUACUAUUCGGUCAUCGUAGCUAAUAACGAUAAGUAAUAACAAUUAUUGUUACUAUUAUCAUUACGGUUAUCAUAUUGAUAUUAUUAGUUAUAAGAAUAAUGAUAAAACCUAUAAAUUCACCCGCUCGUACAACGAGAAAAUUUAUAUAUAUACAUCUAAUAGUCGUUUUGAACAUGUCAUCAACGCCCGUCCAUAAUAUGAGUUACAAAUUAGAAUUUAUUUAUCAAUUACCCACAUUUUAUUUCAUGUGUGUCAUGUAUGAGGAGAGUUGUUAACAAAUUUUUUUUUUUUCUCAAACAUCGCAACGAGAGAGCGAAUUCCAAUAUUCUUUGCAUUAUGAAAAUUACAUAGUGUUUCAUAAUCUUCGGUUCGCGCGUGCAAAGCAACAUGCGAGUGAUGAAUGCAUUUUAAUUUUCAGUACAGCUAUGUCAACGUCACACGUUCUCUGUUAUAGACGUUCCUAUUUUCUUGGUAAUAAUUAACACAUACCGCUUCGGGAGAUGACUCUUCGUGCGCUGAUGAUUAUCAGAAUGAAUUAAACAAACAAAAAGAAAAAAAAAAAAACUGAAAAAAUAAAAGUGUUACUACUACAUAUUGUAUAAUGAGAUAUGCGAGCUAUGUGCUGCGCGAUUUUAGUAAACAAUUAUAACUUUGCGUGUGAAAGUGCUUGAAAAGUAACCAUUUCAGUGUAAAUCAAAUCCUCAUCCUGAGACCAUUUUUCCUUAUCCCCUUCCACAUUUCUCGAAUUUCUCACACGAAAAGAAGUGAACGUAUAUUAAGACGAUGUUGAUGAAACAGAAAUUGAAAAAUUGAAAUAAAUAAAUUGAUCAGUUGUUAUGGUGAAAAACUGAUCAUUUAAUAAAUAUUAUUUAUUCUGAUAAA